GUUGGAGUUCGAGCGAAAGAGCGAAGGGAAGCAAAAUGGCGGAACUUGAAGAUGUUACGCUGGAUGGUAAACCUUUACAUUCGCUUCGUGUGGCGGAUUUAAAACUCGCUUUGGAACAACGAAAUUUGCCAAAAAGCGGGCAGAAAAAUGCACUUAUUAAGCGACUGAAAGGGGCACUCAUGUUGGAGAACCUCCAGAGAACAUCAACUCCUCACAUUGGACUCCAGCCCAACUCCCAGAUAGGGGAGGAGAUGAGUCAGAACAGCUUUAUAAAACAGUACCUGGCCAAACAGCAGGAGCUGCUUCGGCAGAGGCUUGAGAGAGAGGCCAGGGAGGCUGCGGAGGCCGACGAAAGCCCGGCCAUCCCAGAAGAGAUGGACCUCACAGGGGGCAACGACGGGGGGUCCUAUCUCCAAGACAAGCACCACCCAAUGCCCUCUCAGCCUCCAUUGACCAGGGCAGAAGAAGAAGGAGGUGGACUGCCAGGAGGUCCACUGAUGAUGGGCCAGGGGAUGAUGGGCCAGGGGGUGAUGGGGCAGGGGAUGAUGGGUCAAGGGAUGAUGGGCCAGGGGAUGAUGGGGCAGGGGAUGAUGGGCCAGGGAAUGAUGGGCCAGGGAAUGAUGGGCCAGGGGAUGAUGGGCCAGGGGAUGAUGGGUCAAGGGAUGAUGGGUCGCAGGCCAGACUUCAGCUCUGGAUCUGUUCCCCAGGAAUCCUCUGACACCCCUGGGGGCCGUAUCCAGCGCCCUCCCCUCCACCCAGGCCACGAAGAGCCCGCCACCCCCUCCCCACCCCGGGCAGUGGCCUCCCUGUCAGUGCGUGUCCUGGGCCAGCCUGAGCGCCAAGGCUUGCCCCCCUCCAUGCCCCGCCCCCAGGAGAAGGAAGGCAUAGCCCCCUCAGAGCCAGGCUCCGCCCACCCCGUGCUGCACCAGAGCCGGUCCGCCCGUGCGGCAGCCGGCCGCGCCCACGACGAGAGCGAUGACGAUGACGACGAUGAUGACGACGACAGCGAGGAGGAUGAAGAGUGGGGCCCGGCGGCGGGGGCGAGGAGAGGUGGGGGUGGACGAGCCCCCCCCAUGCCCCCACAGCCCUCCCCCAGUGUCCCAACGGCCGGCCGGGAGAGAUCCAGACGCAAGCUCCAGCCCCCGCAGCACAUCCCCCCACAGCAGGUACACCAACCCCCCAUGCUGCGCCAACCCACCCCACCCCCGUCUCCACCCCCAGAGCUCUCCUUCCCCCUCCCUGACACCCCCAAGCAGAGCCCGCCCGACAUGGAUGAGCCAGAGGGAGCAGGGCCCGGGAUGGCAGGCGGGGCAGCUCGCCCCCCUCCAGGGCUCCAGAGGCAAGACUCCGACUCCAGUUCCCGCUCCAGCAGCCCAGAGCCGCCACAGCAACGCCGGCCUGGCCCCCUCUCCCUGCUGGCCCGCAAGAUGGAGUCCGAGGGAGCCUUUGGCGCGGAGGGACGGAAGAGAGGCGAGGAUGGCCAGGCGGGUCCUGUCAUGGCUGGCUCAGGAGAGAGCCUGCCCGGGGUAGGAGAUGGGCCAAGUGUGGUUGUGUUCCCUGGAAGUGCUCUCGCCCACACAGGCAGCUCAGCAGGUCACGUUGUCCCCGUACCCGAGCUUUUAGCCCCGGUUGACAUGUCGGCGACUCGUCCCACAGCCGUCCCCACCAUCACCCUCGGGUCCGCCUCGGAGCUCCAGAGACAGGCUGAAAGGGAGAAGGGACAAACGGAGGAGAGAAAAGAAAAGGAGAGCAGUCUGCCGCCGUGGAAACGUGGAAGAGACUUCACCUCCGCAACCCUCUCUGCUGCAGCCGCAUCUCAGGUGGGGGCAGAGGAACCUCCAGGAGACCAGGGGGGGUCGGCCACGUCCCCCCAGACGUCCAGGAAGUCAUUCUUCCAGAGGGACACGCCCCAGGCCCCCACCUCCCCUCCAGGCACCACAAGGAGGCCCCGCAUGUUCUCCGACACCUCCACCGGUUCCAUGGUGUCCCCCGCCAAGCUAGAACACCCUCUCCGCCAGGGGGUGCUGGUCUCAGGACCCCAGUCCGCAGACAUGGAGGUCACCGCCACACCACCUGACAAGGCGUCCCCUAAGAAGCCAGACGGAAAUGAUGUGGAGAUGCCCAAUAUGGAACUCAAGAAGAGGGGUCCGUUGGAGUUCAAGGAUGUUCCAGUGAAGAGCCAGUUGGAGCCUAUGGGACCUGUGUUGCCCCCUGUAGCCCCAGCCGGUAAAGUGGCAGAGAGGGGGAGGCAGGAGAAGAAGGAUAGAGGCAAGAAGUCCCCUGUCUCCAGCGACUCUUCAUCCUCCGACUCUGACUCUGGAUCGUCUUCAUCAGGAUCCUCCUCUUCCUCCUCCCAGGACAAGUCCCGCCCCACCAGGCUAAAGAAGAAGGCCGCCCCAGGAAAGGGGGAUGGAAAAGGAGGACAAGUUAAAGGACAGUCCAAAAAACUCCCUGCAAGGGAGGUGAAGUCUCAGCCCAGUGGCCCUUCGGUGAUGGAGGUGGACCAGGACUCUGAGAGCUCCCCAGCCCAGGCCGUCCAGGAGGCCGACCCCGACCGCAGUGAGGGCCGUCUGGAGGAGAGCUCUACUCCUAAGGCUUUUGCAGCCCGCAAGAUCUCCCUGACCAGUGAGUAUACCCGUCUCCAGACCACAGGCAGCAAGACUUCUCCAGUUGGCGGCGAGGCCGGUGCAGGGGAGGCGGAGUCAGGAGGGCUGGGCGGGAGGAAGAGGAGGUGGGGCUCCAGCACAGCCGUCACUACCAAGAAGCCGUCCAUUAGCAUCACCACCGACUCACUGAAGUCUCUGAUCCCAGACAUAAAGGCCAGCCAGGAGGCGGUGGUUGAGCUGCACCCAGAAGAGCUGCACCUGUCUGGGGAGGAGGAGGAGGAAGAGAGGGGUGAGGAGGACACCCCCUCCAGGGAGAACAGGGAGGACCAGGGCCUGGACAAGGGCCUGCAGAUCAGACGCACAGUCACUCAGGUGGUCCCUGGCGAGGGCCAGAAGAACGGGCAGAGAGACCAGAGGGAUGAGGAAGAGGAGGAGAAACGGGACCAGGAGAGAGGAAGGACACGCAAGGACAGGAGGAAGAGCAGCGCUUCAGAGGACGCCUUGAAAACCGAGCCCUCCACAAAGGACACGGACGCCCAGAAAGUCACCCCCAGCGACACCCUGGUGCGUCGCUCCAUCAGCCAGCAGAAGUCCGGCGUGUCCAUCACCAUCGACGACCCCGUCCGCUUGGCCAAGCAGCCCUCCCCGCCCCGCGGCAAAGUCUCCAAGAUCGUCCACGUUUCCAACCUGGUGCGACCUUUCACCCUGGGCCAGCUUAAGGAGCUGCUGAACCGCAGCGGGUCCCUGGUGGAGGAGGGCUUCUGGAUCGACAAGAUCAAGUCCCACUGCUAUGUCACUUAUGCCACUACAGAGGAGGCGGUGGCCACCAGGGCAGCCCUCCAUGGGGUGAAGUGGCCCCAGAGCAACCCUAAAGUCCUCAGCGUGGACUUCUGUGAACAGGAAGAGCUGGACUUCCACCGGGGUCUCCUGGUCGUGGAGCGGGCCGGAGAGGAGCCCCACCCGGGGGGUCCUCACGGCCGGCCGGCCGCCCUGCCCCCCCUGAUGCCCGAGCGCGGCGGGCUGGGAGGGGUGCGGGACCAGUGGGCGGAGCGAGAGAGGGAGAUGGAGCGUCGAGAGAGGACCCGGGCCGAGAGGGAGUGGGACCGGGACAAGAUCCGAGACUUCGGGAGGCCGGGGGAGGAGGGGAGGCGCUCGCCCUCCCGGGAGAGGAGGAGGAAGGAGAGGGGGAAGAGCAAGGAGAAGAAAACGGACAAAAAGGCGGAGAAAGGAGACGAGCCUCCAGUCAAACUGCUUGACGACCUGUUCCAGAAGACCAAAGCAGCUCCAUGUAUAUACUGGCUUCCCCUCUCAGAGGAGCAGGCGGCUCAGAGGGUUCUGGACCGCGCCGAGCGGCAGAAGGAGAGAGAGAGGCGACGAAAAGAACUGCAGGAGGAGGAGGAGAAGAAACGCGAGGAGGAGCGGAAGGAGAGGGUCAAAAACAGAGAGAAGGAGGGUGGGGCAGCUGCUGCUGCUGGAGGAGCAGGAGGAGCAGGAGGAGCGGGCAGAGGAGUGGAGGGAGACAAGGAUCGAGAGAGGGAGAGAGACAAGGGGAGGGAGCGGGGCAGGGACAGAGAGGGGGGGGAUAAGAGGAGGGAGGGGUACAGACCCCGCGCCCCCUCCGGGGGCGUAGUUGCCGGACGGCGUUCUCGUAGUCGUAGCAACCCCCGAGACAGACGCCGCUGAGGUGCGCUGGUCUGACGAGGGGAGGGAGGGAUGGAGAGAGUAGGAGGAGGGAUGGAGGAUGGGGAGGACACAGAGAACACAAACAAUGAAACACGGCAGAAAGGAGGGAUUAAUUUGCCCCGUCCUCCACCUUGAGAGGGUUCCCUUUUCUCCAAAGUAUGCCCUGCCUCACUUAGCCAUCUGUCUCCCUCACUGCUUUAGGUUGACCCGUUAGAAAGCAGAACAUCGUUCCCCUCUCUCUCCUGCUGUCUCUGCCCCACCUUGCACCGUCGCCCCCCCCCCCCCCCCCCCCCCUCUUGUACAUUAUACUGUGUUGGUCUCACAUCUAGAUUGAUUUGAAGUGUUUUUAGCAAAGUAUACAUACCAACUGUCUGUCCGACUCCACUUUUUCCUCUUUCGCUCUUUCUUUCUCUCCUUUACAUCUAUCUAGAGCGCUCUGCCUUACUCGUAUGGCCUUGUGCUCUUUCUCUCCCCCCCCUUGUUUUUUUUGUACCAGAGAAACUAGUGAAAAGACAGGUUGGUUUGGAUGGGUAGCUAGCUGGCACCUAGCUUGUGCCACUCCCUGAGGUUUGGAAUGAGAAACUCCCCGUUUAAGCUCUGUGGUCACACAGUUCCAAGUCCCCUGUAAUAAAGCGGGUCCCAAAUAGCCCUCCUGAAAUAUGUGCUAGAAUUCAGUUUAGUGUCUCCACUCCUUCAGGCUGUGACGUUCCUCAUUUCUUUUUCUACCGACUGUCGUCUUUGUAGGAUCAUAUGAAGGAGUUCUUUUUUUCUUUUUCUUGCUUUUGAAGUUUUACGAAUCAUGUAAAUUUCAGCCUUGGAGGUUUCGUGUGUUUAAUAUAGCGUGGUUCCCCCCCCCCUCCCCACCAAGGUUUCAGUGACAUGUCGUUACACUGUUGACAGAAUGCUUGAAUUUGAAAUUAGGAACAUUUGUCUUUCCCUUGUGACGAUUAUAGACAUUAUACGCGUGUUGUGUAUGGGGGGGGGAGAGGAUUAUUUGAGAGGCACACCGUUAAGCAUGUAUAAUGUUCUGUAUUUGGUUGUUUCCGGUGGGUGGGUGUGUGGGAAGGAGGCAGAAUCCUGAGGGGGUUCUAGAACACUCGUCACACCACCAUUCUCCCUGCCCACUUUUCUCCAGAAUGCUUAGCUGAUCUCAAAUCAAUUGAUGGGAAGGUUUUCAGGUGCACACUACUGAGAAAAAGAUGGAGGAUUAGGGUGUUAAGUGGUACUGGUCUUGCCUGUUCUAGUUGCUUCUCCAGGUAGCAGUGAUGACCCUUCCUGCUGUGUUUCUUUCCGCUGUUCAAAUAAGGGAGUUUAUCCUAAAAUAGAUUUCACAAGUAAUUGUUACUGUUUUAAUAUUUUGAAUUUUAUGUGUUUGAAACUGAUUUUCUAAUUUUGCUCCAAUUUGAUUUUUUUGUCGGUUGAUUUUUUUUUUCUCUCCUGUAAGUACUGAAUGUACAAAGAUUAAAACAAUAAAUUUAAAGUUAAACAUUA
This is a messenger RNA of Osmerus eperlanus (European smelt), 5780 nucleotides long. It is a transcript of the gene acin1b, whose product is annotated as apoptotic chromatin condensation inducer 1b. The coding region runs from base 36 to 4289 and encodes 1417 amino acids. The record is from RefSeq and is a predicted model, not a curated record. Gene Ontology annotation, molecular function: RNA binding. Gene Ontology annotation, biological process: RNA splicing. The transcript has 17 exons. Gene Ontology annotation, cellular component: ASAP complex; precatalytic spliceosome. Lineage: Eukaryota; Metazoa; Chordata; Actinopteri; Osmeriformes; Osmeridae.